AUGGCUCUCAACUUCGGCCGCUCCAUUUCUUUCCCUCUCACGCCGGCGAGGUCCUUCUCAAAGCCCCGCCACGUCCGCUCCGUCAGCCUCCCCGGCACCACCUCCUCCCACCCGCUCCUCGCCAACCUCCACGCCCACAUCGCCGCCCUCCGUUCCUGGAUCCAGCAAGAUCCUUCCUCCUCCCUCCCGGCCGGCCUCGCCGCCAUCCAGGAGCUCCACUCCUCCCUCGCCGACCUCCUCCUCCUCCCGGAGUCCGGGGCCGCGCUUCGGUGCCCUGCCAGCAACGCCGCCGACCGCCUCCUCGACGCAUUCCUCCUCCUCGCCGACGCGCACCAGGGCUUCCAGGAGUGCCUCCUGUCCCUCAGGCACGCCGCCACUGAGUCCCGCGCCGCGUUGCGCAGGGGCGACACCGGGAGGCUCGCGUCCGCUGCCCGGUCCCAGCGUCGAGCAGAGAAGGAGCUCGCCCGCCUCGCUGCGUCCAUCUUCUCCAAGAGGAACCUGGUGGCCAUUAGCGGCGAGGAGGCCGAAAUGGCCUACGCGCUCGUCGAGGCGGCGGCUGCCAGCGCCAUGGCCUCUGCAGCCGUGUUCUCAGCCGCUGCGUCUAUGUCGUCCGCGGCGUCGUCUUCCAAGAAGACGGCCACGUUUAUUCCCGCCUUCGCCAGGAGGACCGUCACCACGCCGGAGACUGCCGAGGCGACCGUGGAGAGGCUGCACGCGCUGGAGCAGUGCUUCGACGAGUGCGACGGGGCUUGCGACAUGGUGUUCAGGAGCGUGGUGCAGACCAGAGUUUCACUGCUCAACAUCAUGACGCCUACCAUCUAG
Molecule: messenger RNA, 822 nt
Organism: Aegilops tauschii subsp. strangulata
Lineage: Eukaryota; Viridiplantae; Streptophyta; Magnoliopsida; Poales; Poaceae
Biological process (GO): shoot system development; root development
Source: RefSeq, a predicted model, not a curated record